GAAAGAGCGACAGACGCUCCAGCUGCCGCUCUAUCGAACAUUGCUUCUUGCACAUUGCAGGUGAAAUUUGGGACGCCGGUCUAGUUGGCUUCCGUUUGGACAAUACGAUCACCUUUUCGACCGGAAGGGGUGGAACGAAGGAGAUUUUACUCCGUUUCUGACGUCAACACAGCAGGAAUCCAAAUACCGCGUCUGUCAUAGCAGAACUGAGCAGUUGGCACCUGCUACUGUCGAUGACACGCGCCUCGAAGUACACCUGAUCAGCCGUGCUCAGCCGAAGGUUCUACAGCGUGUUACAUGAGUGGUGCCCUGGACGAAUAUUCUCGGAAACUCCAGUACUCGACGCAGCUGCGUCCGGAAAUGCUUGGUGCUGACUUGAAACUGGUCGAGGUGUCAAGGUAGCGCUGAUCGAAGCUCGCAAUGCGGCAAGAAAGAUCUGUGUGGAUCGCCUUACCGCUGCUGCUGGCAGCGGUGGCUGCCGAGGAGCCGCGAGAUCGGCCACUGGGCGGCAUCGAGAGGCUGGCACGAGGGCUGCAGAAGAAAGUCCACUGCGCGGGUCUCUCGGCCUUCGAGUGCGUACAGUGCCUGUCUCCUGGCAGCAUGGCUUCUCUAGUGGCCGGGAACGACACGAAUGAAACAGUAGGUGACCGGCAGCGUGAGCGGCUGAGCGUUCUCCUGCUGGAGCGACUGACGGACAUGCGCCAGCCGUGCAACGUUGGACGCUGCGGCACGUACGAGCAAUGCCGAGCCGCCCUGCAACUGGCUUCACCUGGACGGCUGGCGCGCCUAGAGGACAUUCUGCGACGCGUCAAGGCCGUCUACGUGCCCACCAACAGACACAAGUGCUUCACCGCAGAGGACGUACUAAACAGCCUAGUGCCAUAUGAGCAGAACGAGGAGGCGUACGUCGAAAAAGUAGCCACGUCAGUCAUCACUCAUCUUUCGCAGGGUCAUUGUAUCGAGGUUGGAGACGCCGUGACAGAUUUUCUUGAAGAUCUCUUCCGGCGGUAUGGCGACAACACGUCCGAACUAAUGACACAACAAGGUCUAGAGAGGCUGCUCAAAAAAUUACGCCUAGCAUCAGAAGAUAUUGCCUAUGGUCACAAACACAAGCAUGACCAUGGCGACGGCCAUCACCACAGUGACCACGACCAUGACUACGACCAUGAUCAUGAGAGCCACAAUCACGAUCACGACUACGAACACGAGGACGGGCACGACAACAACCACGACAAUGACCACGGCAGUGAAAAUGACCAUGAUCAUAAACAUGACCAUGGAUAUGACCAUGAACAUAAUCAUGACCAUGAGCAUGACCAUGGACAUGACCACGAACAUGACCAUGACGACGGCCACGGGCACAUCGAAGACAAUCAUCACGGACACUCCGGCCACAACCAUCACAGCAGUAACACCACGGUGGAACAGACUUCAACGCCCCCAGUAUCCAGCACUUCCACGGAUAGUCAUACGCACAGUACCACUGACUAUACCGAGACCAGUCAUGAACGGGCCGCCAAGACAUCUGACCAUCAUCAUCAAGACGGUCAUAUUGACCACGAUGGCCAUGAACACGACGAUGAAGCCAGUACUCGCAAUCGUCGUGCCACAGUGCGCCCAUCUCGAAGCCAGCCCGCUGUGCAACCUGGUUCAAACGUCGUGGGAAGACGACGACGCGGUGUCCCGCCGGUUCCGGACCACGACAUCCACAACCACAACAGUUCCGCUUCAAAAUGUUGGACUCCACGAGAGCUGAUUCGGCAGUUCGGAUUCUCCGGGAAUGGAACCAUUAGCAGGCGCGAGUUCUUCCAUCUGUGUCCGGCGUUAAUACAGCAAGCUGUCAGUGACGUGUGCCUCCAAACUACCCGCGAAGAACACAAGCCUACCACGGCCGAGUUGUAUGGCUACGGGACUCUGUCGGUGUUUAUUAUCAGCCUGUGCUCCUUGAUGGGAGUGCUGCUUCUACCAUGCCUGGCUCGCCACGCCUACUAUUACAUCAUGAUGGGCUUCAUUGGCCUCUCGUUCGGCACAAUGACUGGAGACGCGUUCCUGCACCUAAUACCACAGGUACUUGGCCUGCACAGCCAUGACUCAGACCACGGAUCGGAAGGUCACUCACACUCACAUGGCCACGACCACGACAGCCUCGUGCCAGAAUACAUGUGGAAACAACUGGGGCUGAUAGGGGCCUUAUACGGCCUGUUCAUCUUUGAGGCUCUGAGCAACAUAUUUAGUGGCGAGAAGAGUGAUGGUCACGGGCACAGUCAUCUCCCUAAAAAUAUUCCCGAGGAUCUUCACAUGACAAAAGUAUCAUCAAAGACGGAGUCCAACAUUGAACUGGCGCACUGCUCGAGCACACCAUCGUUAGCGCUUGAAGAGAAUCCACAAGUUCCGGUGCUGAAGUCUCGAGCGCUUUGCUGUGGCAUGUCAACGCUGGCAACAAUGGUGAUCAUCGGUGGUGCGAUCCACAACGUUGCUGAUGGCUUGGCCAUUGGCGCUGCUUUUUCGUCGGGCCUGAAGAGCGGCCUCUCGACAUCUCUCGCCGUAUUCUGCCACGAGCUUCCACACGAGUUUGGUGACUUCGUGGUGCUCAUCUCCACCGGGCUGGGUUACCGCCGCGCGCUGCUGCUCAACUUCUUGUCGGCAAUGGCGGCGUUUGCUGGCCUAUACGCGGGAUUCUUGCUGGGCGAAGAGGUAGCGGCGCGAGACUGGAUACUCACUGUCACUGCGGGCAUCUUCCUCUACGUAGCGCUCGUAGACAUGCUGCCCGAGCUGAAGCAGUACAAAGGGAAGAGUCCUUUCAAGAUGUUCAUCGUCAAGAACAUCGGAGUGCUGGCUGGCGUCGGAAUUAUGUGCGUGAUUGCCAUAUACGAAGACCAGCUCAACAUUUAACAAUGCCGGGUGAUACGGCGUUUAGAAGUGCUUCGUGGACGUGCCUUCUUCGAGAAGUUUGUGUUCGUGACGGAACAGAUGUGAACUGCUCGGUGUUGUGAGCGUCUGCAGCGAACGCUUUCGUGAAGUGCGUCAUAGCUGCACACGUUACACUACAUUCUGCUGACUGUCCUAGCAAGGGCUUGAUUUCAUGAGUCGCUCACCGAACAUUCGUGGUGUACGCGCAAUAAGCCGCUUUAGCAACCGUUGUUCAUCUUGUUGCUCAACGUAUCAGCCAGUGUGACUCAUAUUUAGUGGCAUCUAUUAAUGCGCAAGUAUCUGCAUGGCUUUUGUCUAAAUAGUCAACUUACAAAAGUGCAAUACCGUUACGCUGUCAUACCUCCAUCUGCAUAAGUAACUAUAUCAUUCCGUUGAUUGUUUCUUGCGAUUUACGCCGCUCCGCCCCCCCCCCCCCCGCCCCCAACGAAGGAAGAAGUAAGGUUCAGCUAUAUCAGAAAUGAAUGUGCAAGAACUAAUAGUGAGUCUGAUACUGUUCAUUCUGACUAACAGGUUUGUAACUGCAAUUGCUAACACACAUGGUAGGCAGCAAUAGAAAACACCGUAAAGAAACUGGACAUUUCAGGACGUAAGCCUACUAUGACAACGAAACCUCAGUAUAAUUUUAUAGAGAAAUAUAGUUGUAUAGCUACGUGUAUCACUGCAUGUACAAGGAUUCGUAGAGCAGACAAUAGCAUUGAUAGCAAGGCAGCUCAGAGCUCUAUGAGUAAUUAAGUUCUGCAGAGCCAAGUAUGUGACAAUACAAACUAUUGUUUGCUGCUUUAUUGCAGUGCAAGGGUGGCACCCUCGUUGUCCUAAGUUUAUGACGCACUAGGAACAAAAGCUAACGGUCCCUUUGCCUAUAGUAGACGAGGCAUAUACAUGUGAUGGAUGUUGCUUUAAUUCAGCAGCGAAGUUCCUUCUGCAAGACGAGGUCAUCUACAUUGCGCUAUCGGAGCCCGCUAAAGAGGAACAACGUUGAAUGGUGCUGACAUGUUACAAUUACUGCUCCGAACGUUGCGCCAAGAAACCAGCGGAGUGUAUUAUAUUGUUGGACGACUUACGUGAAUAGUACUGAGCACAAUCCACGUUUUUAGUGCUUUCCCGAAUACAAUGCAAUAGUGCUCAGGGACAGACUUGUUAUCAUUUAAGAAGCGCAAAAUGACACGGGGACGAAGCAUAGACACACACAGGGCAAGCGUUAUAACAGGACAAGCGCUGUUAUAACCCGCGCGCAGGACUAACAUAAAUGAUAUUUUUUUUCUUCCAAAGUGCUUUUGCACCUCGUUAUGCUUGGGAGAUUGCUUAAAGUGCAAAACACUGCAGCUCACGCCAUUACAGUAUGAUGUCUUUAUCUUCCUUUUCUGUUUUCUUUCGUGUAUAUCGAAUUUCUUUCGUAUUAUUAUCUUUUGUUUUCCCCCCGUAGAUUCAAUAGGACUUCCUGUAUGGCAAGCUAACAUAUACCCAUAUGGCUACCCGUUGAAAAAUAGAUUGUGAGGAGCGAAGUAAAAUCUACUAGUCAGCUCUUGAUUGAAAGAGCACCCUGCGGCUACCCAUGAGUGCGUAGCGCAGGUUCUUAUUUGACGGUGGCCAAAAA
Messenger RNA from Rhipicephalus sanguineus (brown dog tick), 4525 nucleotides. Its product is annotated as zinc transporter ZIP10. Gene Ontology annotation, biological process: intracellular zinc ion homeostasis; zinc ion import across plasma membrane. The transcript has 15 exons. Gene Ontology annotation, cellular component: membrane. Gene Ontology annotation, molecular function: zinc ion transmembrane transporter activity. The coding region runs from base 421 to 2892 and encodes 823 amino acids. The record is from RefSeq and is a predicted model, not a curated record. Lineage: Eukaryota; Metazoa; Arthropoda; Arachnida; Ixodida; Ixodidae.